Cyanistes caeruleus (blue tit) is the source of this 689-nucleotide messenger RNA. The record is from RefSeq and is a predicted model, not a curated record. NCBI's taxonomy places the organism in Eukaryota, Metazoa, Chordata, Aves, Passeriformes, Paridae.
UCUGCUUCCUCCCUGCCAGGCUCCCCUUCUCUACGGGCGUAUCCUCUCAUCUCCGUCAUCACCCGGCAGCCGCCCGUGCUACCCCAGCUGGUCCCAGCUGCUGGCAGUUCCCGGCUGCUGCCCCCCCAGCCCUGCCUGGGGGCCGUGGGCACAGAAGUUACCCCCACUGAGGCCCAGGGCAGCAGCGAGUCUGAGGCGGAGCAGCCCCCACCGCGCUCGAAGAAGCCACGCCGGAGCAGGACCAUCUUCACCGAGAUCCAGCUCAUGGGCCUGGAGAAGAAAUUCCAGAAGCAGAAGUACCUCUCCACCCCUGACAGGCUCGACUUAGCCCAAUCCUUGGGGCUGACUCAGCUCCAGGUGAAGACGUGGUACCAGAACCGUAGGAUGAAGUGGAAGAAAAUGGUGUUGAAGGGUGGACAGGAAGCUCCAACGAAGCCCAAAGGCCGUCCAAAGAAAAACUCCAUUCCCACCUCAGAGGAGAUUGAAGCAGAGGAGAAAAUGAACAGCCAGGCUCAGAGUCAGGCAUGGGAGGGAUCUCAAGCCAAUGAGGAGCCAAAACUAACAGAGGAGAACCCAGGAGUUCUGUUGGAGACAGAGAAGUCUCCAGAACAUAUACCAGAGCCUUCCUCAGAGGUGACUACACCAUUACCAUUAAGUUAAAAGGGAAAGAAAGAAGGGGAAAAGAGAAA